AUGUCCGAUCCCGCGCUCGACACGCUCAUCCUUCCUCUGGAAACGGAGAAUAUUGAACUUCACCCAGGCGCGAAGGUCCUGUUUCUGCGUGCCCGUUAUGGCCUAGCCUUGAAUGCCUUGAAUGGACUGGAUCUUCUGUGCGUUCAAAGUUUCGCACCCGAUCGCGAUGCCCUGCAAAAGGCGGGUCUGAAGGUGAGCGCCGAGCCUGGGGAAGGGAAAUUCGAUGCCGUGCUUGUUCUCCCCGGCCGUCAAAGACAGGAAGCGCGGGCGCAAUUGGCAGAGGCUGUUUCCAGGGUAACAACCGGCGGUAUCGUGAUCGCCAGUGCCCCCAACACCGAAGGCGCCAGGACGCUGGAGAGGGAUCUUGCCGAUCUUCUCGGCAAUACGGAAAAUCUCUCGAAGAACAAAUGCCGUGUCGUCUGGGCCACCUCUCAUGCCGACAGCGUCAACCAGGCGCUUCUGAAAGACUGGCUGGCCAUUGAUGUUGCUCGGCCGGUGCUGGACGGAGCGUAUGUCAGCCGCCCGGGCCUGUUUGCCUGGGACCGCGUCGAUCCGGCCUCGAAGAUCCUUGGCAACCUGGUGCCGGAUACACUCAAGGGAAAGGGAGCCGACCUCGGGGCGGGCUUUGGCUACCUCGCGCGAACAGUUCUGGAAAAGGCCCCGAAAGUGUCCGCAAUGGAUCUUUAUGAAGCUGAAAAACGCGCACUCGACCUUGCGGAGCAGAACCUUGGCGGCUUCAAGGGCAAGCGACGUCUGAACGGUUUCUGGUGCGACGUGACAAGGGGGAUUGAGGGUCCUUACGACUUCAUCGUUUCCAAUCCGCCGUUUCACCAGGCGGGCAGGGCGGAUCGCGCUGAUGUCGGUCAGGGGUUCAUCCGGGCCGCAGCAGCGGGUUUGCGCCCGGGAGGCGAACUCUUCAUGGUUGCCAACCGUCACCUGCCUUACGAACAGACACUGACCGAGGUAUUUGCAGACGUCAGGCAACUGGCUGACGAGGGCGGCUACAAGGUUAUCCGCGCGGUCAAGGGCAAGGGAAGGCGCUAG
Effrenium voratum is the source of this 1044-nucleotide messenger RNA. NCBI's taxonomy places the organism in Eukaryota, Dinophyceae, Suessiales, Symbiodiniaceae. The record is from the annotation of a GenBank genome assembly.